AUGCUUCCAGUCUUUGACAUUAAACACGCCUAUCUUGAUCGCAUUUUCAUGGCAAGCGUUCUCAUGUCGCAAGAGCCAGCUGCUCCGCCACCGCCAGGCGUUAUACCGGAUUUCGACAACCCAUCGGGAGGCAUUCACCUGUGGCUGAUAGUGACACAGUUAAUUUGCCUUCCUGUUGUCGCAUGCUUUGUUAUAACGAGGCUGUAUGUCAAACUAUUCAAGCAGCAUGUGUUUUACGCUGAGGACUGGAUGUGUUUAAUAUCUUGGCUCCUAGCAACAACAUGGUUUUCUCUUCAAAUUGUUUCGGCAUAUGGGGGUGGAGGAUACCAUCAAUGGGAUGUUCGGAAGAAUGAUAUGGUUCUGUUUUUGAAACCCGCUUAUAUUUACAGUCAAAUUGUCGAUUUUAUUUAUGCUCGCACGACUAUUUUCCCCAUAUCGGAGAUUGCAUUGGUGGUGAAGACCCGCAUCUGCAACCCUAUUAAAGCCUUUUGGCUUGGUGUCGAAGCUACUAAUGGGACGUGUCUCGAUGUCCUGAAGGUCUUCCUUGCCGACACAACUUUCAGUGUAAUUACUGACUUGAUUAUAUUUGCUCUGCCGAUGGUAGUGAUUCCAGUGCUUCACCUGCCCCUUAUGAAUAAGCUUAGAGUUAUUGCUCUUUUGGCAGCAGGUGGUCUGGUGUGCAUUGUGACAAUUGUCCGGCUGGUAUGGGUGAUCUCAUAUCAAAACUCACUUGAUACAACAUGGACAACCAAACGGACGGAUCUUGUCACCUGUGCCGAGAUUACAAUUGGGAUCAUCUGUGCCUGUCUUCCAAGUGUGUACUUCUUUUUGAGCCAGCACUUCUCUUUUCGCUCCCUGCGAGGCAGCGAGGGUGGAUCGUGA
Penicillium cosmopolitanum is the source of this 882-nucleotide messenger RNA. RefSeq lists its product as uncharacterized. Lineage: Eukaryota; Fungi; Ascomycota; Eurotiomycetes; Eurotiales; Aspergillaceae. The transcript has 7 exons. The coding region runs from base 1 to 882 and encodes 293 amino acids. The record is from RefSeq and is a predicted model, not a curated record.